AUGGCGCCAGUCGACACUGUCGCAUCUACGCGCAGCAACUCGCUACCCAUCGCCCUCUUCGGCGGGCAGGUACUCCUCGUUACAGUGCUCACAGCUCGUGUACUUCUCACUACUCGACGUGCCGCCAAAUCUCAGCCGCCGUCAACACGCACUCGAUCGCAAGACUCGGCUCGCCGUCGUCAUGCCAUUACCUUCUCCAUCAUCGCGCUCCUUUCACUACUCUCGGUAGGAAGCUUCGCCUUCCUCUGGCGCGCUAUCUCAUACGUUCGUUGGGCCGGAGAGAACAAACAUGACGUUCCAGGCAGUCUAUGGAGCGGCUGGUACGGCACUGGAGAGGAAGGACGCUGGUAUCUGGCCGACUGGAUCGCCGAUAUAGAUCUUGUUCGCGAGUUCGACAAGGUUGGAAUUAUGAAGCCUGAAGGGUUCCUUUAUACCAGCCAGUACUUUGUCGGACUGAUUGCAAGCUCCAUCUUCAUGGGCGCCGAAGGUCGCAGGCGCAAUCUCUCAAACACAACAAUCGCGUCAUUUGUACUGCUGAGUUCAAUCGGGAGCUUGGGAUAUGCCUUGAGCUUGUUUUUCAUCACCAUCUUGUAUACGCCUUUAACCAUACACCGCAAUGACACCCCACUACACGAUGCGCUGUUCACCCCAUAUGCCUUCGUAUACGACACGGGCAUCGUUGCGUCGCUCAUCACGCUCAAUCUCUUCCCUCAAUUAGUCUCCGAGUUCGGCGACAAGAGCAUGAUGCGACUGGGAUAUCUGACCAUGCCUCUCGCCUUUGCUUUUGCGCCACAACUGGUCCCUUACGCUCUCGGCCACCAGCAUACGUCCAAGGCGGCGGCUCAUCGAUCAUACGCCAAAGUCUUCCACGCCCUGUCAAUCGCCUCUAUUCUCGUAUACUGGCGUGUGUGGACCACUCUGGUCUAUGUGAACAGACCCACCCAGCGCUCUCACGUCUGGGAUCUCUUCUCAAACUCGAUCGGCAAGAGCGACUUGGCAAGUACAAAUAGGCUUCUCACUAGCAUCAGCAACGCGGGUCAGGCUCUAAAGCAUAUCAGCGUGCACCCGGCUAUCAGUGUCACAAGCCUUGAUGUUCUUUUCGCAGCCAUCAGUUUGUUGACGUGGUCCUUCACGCGCGAUCUAGACGUGCAUGCUAUCCUGGAAAGCAGCAUAUUAUCCUUCCUUGUUCCGACUCACGAGAAGCACGUUAGCUUCAAGCAAGACCUGGCUAGGGUUAUGGAACACGCAAGCGAACCCUCCUCGCCGGUAGGACUCGCAACAUCGGGGAAGCCCGGACGUCCCGCUAAGAGCUCUGCCGUCAAUGGUACAUCCAGCGCAGCGCAUUCAGGACCCACAGGUGCGUCUCUGCGGCGCAGCACAAGGGGGAAAGCGCGUAUCUCGGACGUAGAUUCGGACGCGGACUCGUUUGCGGGUGAUCCUGAUGCUACCUACCAGCCAUCCGAGAAGACCAAGCGAGCUGUGCAGGGAAUGGAAUCUGACGGCUCUGCGCCUGAGGGUGAUCUAGUUCACGCUGGAGAGUCGACUGCGCUAGCCCUAUUCCUCGCCUUCUUCGGUGGACUGGGGCAGUUGGCUGCAGGUACUCUAGGUGCCGAGGUGACGGGCCCGCGAGACUGA
Molecule: messenger RNA, 1635 nt
Organism: Alternaria atra
Lineage: Eukaryota; Fungi; Ascomycota; Dothideomycetes; Pleosporales; Pleosporaceae
Exons: 2
Coding region: 1-1635 (544 amino acids)
Source: RefSeq, a predicted model, not a curated record